Molecule: messenger RNA, 1098 nt
Organism: Cimex lectularius (bed bug)
Lineage: Eukaryota; Metazoa; Arthropoda; Insecta; Hemiptera; Cimicidae
Gene: bigmax
Product: max-like protein X
Exons: 5
Coding region: 213-818 (201 amino acids)
Biological process (GO): regulation of transcription by RNA polymerase II
Cellular component (GO): nucleus
Molecular function (GO): protein dimerization activity; RNA polymerase II cis-regulatory region sequence-specific DNA binding; DNA-binding transcription factor activity, RNA polymerase II-specific
Source: RefSeq, a predicted model, not a curated record
AUAUCUUGAUUUUUUUCCAUUUUAUCUCUUUAAUUUGAAAGGACGAAUUGAAAAUAUCACCUUUACUCCCGUGCCCCCGUUUAGGCGAUAGUAUUAUCUGUAUAGAAAAUGUUUAAUUGUCCGUUUUUGUUUGUUUCUUGGCACUCUCGAGGCCUUGAAAAAUUAUUUGAUGCAGAUAAGAAAAUUAGAAAAAGAUCUGGUAUUCAAUCAAGAUGCAAAUGACAUCCAAGAGCAGAGAAGGUUAUAAAGAUGACGAGGAUCCGGUUGACAAAAACUCCUCUGUCCCGUUUAAGGACAGGAGGAGAGAAGCGCACACCCAGGCGGAGCAGAAGCGAAGGGAUGCUAUUAAAAAGGGCUACGAUUCGCUUCAGAACCUCGUACCAACUUGCCAGCAGUCAGACACCGUUGGGUACAAACUGAGUAAGGCGACUGUACUGCAACGCUCAAUCGAUUACAUACAAUUUCUCCUCCAACAAAAAAAGAAGCAAGAAAAGGAACGGAAUGGGCUUAAAAAAGAAGUGAUGGCGCUUCAAAUAAUGCGUGCCAAUUAUGAACAGAUGGUCAAAUCCCAACAAAACCAGCCUGGUAUGUCUGAGAGCAGAGUCUGUGACGAGUUGAAAUUUCAUGUUUUUCAGAGCAUAGUCGACCAAUUAUUUAUCACAUUUAGCUCUGUCUCUGUAUCUAAUUUCUCAGAGUUGUCCUCUUUUGUUUUCUCCUGGCUAGAGGAACAUUGCAAACCCCAGAGUUUAAAAGAAAUGGUGAUGUCUGUUCUUCAGAGGAUAUAUUCUGCGAGAGCUUAUACCUCACCUCCUGAAUAGAAUAUCAUCAUUUAAACAUCACUCGAUAAAUUAGAUGACAGUUUUUCAGUGAAUUUUUAUGAUUAAAAUAUUGGAUCUACAAGCAAUAUUUUUAUGUCUCAGUUACCAUGUGUUUACAGAGAGAACAGUUGUAUAUAAUGGAACCGUUUUGUCAAUGAAAAAAAUUGCGGAUCAAUAAGUAUCUAUAUGCGGUAUUAUUGUAAAGCGAAUGGGAUUGACUUUUAUUGUUAAUUUUAAUUUUUUUGUACCAAGGUAAAUAUAAAGCUAGAUUUUAUUUUUA